AGUAACCAAAUUCCCAUACGGUACUUGAACGUACCACCGUUCCAUCGCGUGGACAUGAAGCAAAUCUGCUAGCUAGCCUCGCGUUUCGGAACAAAAUGGAAAUGUAUGUAACUAUGCGAUAACACUUUUGCGUAGAAGACGUGUUUUUUUAAUAAAUGGUACCAAACCCUCACAUCUGGGUAUUAUGUGCGAUUACCAAGCCGGGAGCAUGUCUGUGUCGGCCCCACCGCAACUUUGCUCCAACGUUUUGCUUGAGAGAUUCAAAUUAUCUUAGAAGCUGGACUGUCCCAGGCUGAAGACGCCGGAAUGUGCUUUAAAAUGGCUUGACGGUUCCUUGGAAACCUUGGGCUUGUUGGGAACUUUUUGGUGAUUGUUUUUAUUGGAUGUUUUUUUGCGGCCAUGGCGAGCUACUUGGUGGGCAAAAUGGGAUUUAACUCUCUGAUGAGGAAACAAAUCAGGAGCUUCAACGUGAGGAUCUGCACAAUGGAGUCGGACAUGGAAUUCAGCUGCGAGAUGAAGUGGAAGGGAAAGGAUCUGUUCGAGCUGGUUUGCAGAACUCUGGGCCUGAGGGAGACCUGGUUCUUUGGCCUUAGAUACCACGUCAAGGACACGGUCGCCUGGCUCAAGAUGGACAAGAAGGUCCUGGAUCAGGAAGUCCCCAAGGAGGAGCCCAUCACCUUCCACUUCCUGGCCAAAUUCUACCCGGAGAAUGUUGAAGAGGAGCUGGUGCAGGACAUCACACAGCAUCUCUUUUUUCUGCAGGUUAAGAGGAAGAUCCUGGAGGAGGAGAUCCACUGUCCUCCAGAAGCUUCUGUGCUGUUGGCCUCGUACGCCGUACAUGCUAAGUAUGCCGAUUACAAUCCAAACAUUCACAAGCCUGGCUUUUUGGCUCAGGAGGAGCUGCUGCCAAAAAGGGUGAUCAACUUGUACCAGAUGACGGCAGAAAUGUGGGAGCAGAGGAUUACAGCGUGUUAUGCUGAACACAGGGGUCGGACGAGGGAGGAAGCUGAGAUGGAAUAUCUGAAGAUUGCCCAGGACCUGGAUAUGUAUGGCGUCAAUUACUUCUUAAUCCGGAAUAAAAAGGGGACAGAUCUGCUUCUUGGUGUGGACGCUCUGGGCCUGCACAUCUAUGAGCCAGACAACAGGCUGACGCCCAAGUGCUCCUUUCCCUGGAACGAGAUCCGCAACAUCUCGUACAGUGACAAAGAGUUCACCAUCAAACCUUUGGACAAGAAAGCCAACAUCUUUAAGUUCAACUCUUCACAGCUGAGAGUCAACAAAUUGAUCCUCCAGCUGUGCAUCGGCAGCCAUGACUUGUUCAUGCGCAGACGCCGUGUGGACUCACUUGAGGUGCAGCAAAUGAAGGCCCAGGCCAGAGAGGAGAGGGCCAGGAAGCAGGUGGAGAGGCAGCGUUUGCGCCAGGAGAAGCAGCGUCGGGAAGAAGCGGAACGCAUCCGGGAUGAGCUGGAGAGACGACUCAUUCAGCUUCAAGAUGAAGCGCAUAUGGCCAACGAGGCAUUGUUGCGCUCGGAACAGACGGCGGAUCUUCUGGCAGAGAAGGCCCAACUCGCAGAGGAGGAGGCCAAGCUACUAGCCCAGAAGGCGGCUGAGGCGGAGACCGAGAUGAAGCGCAUCAAGGUGACGGCCAUGCGGGGCCAUGAGGAGAAGCGGCUCAUGGAGCACAAGAUGGUGGAGACCGAAAGAAUAGCCCUCAAGAUGGCGGAGGAGUCAGAACGCAGGGCCAAGGAGGCAGAACAAUUGAAGCAGGAUCUGUUGGAAGCCAGGCAGUCAGAGCACAGGUCCAAGCACAAGCUCCUGGAAAUUACAAACAGAGUGUACACGUGCCCUGCGCUGCCGGUGGACUGCAUGCCUCCUGAGUUGAGCUUCAGCAGGGAGAACCUGAGCUUUGACUUUAAAGACACCGACAUGAAACGACUCUCCAUGGAGAUCGAGAAAGAGAAGGUGGAGUACAUGGAGAAGAGCAAGCACCUCCAGGAGCAGCUGAAUGAGUUGAAGACAGAGAUUGAAAGCCUCAAACUAAAGGAGCGCCAGACCCCACUGGACAUGGUCCACGACCACAAUGCCGAGCAGGGAACUAGCAAGCACAGCAAUUUUAAGAAGCGCACACAAGCGGCGAACAUUCAUCUUGUUCUCCAGGAAAAUGGGCAGCGUUUUAACAUGAGGUUAAAGUCCUGAAGUGCAAGUUGACGCAACAGAGCACCAAGUCCAGAGUGGCCUUCUUUGAGGAACUUUAAGAAAGCCUUCUCCAAUCCUUCUACAUCUACUUGGAAUAAAACUAACUAACUAAAUAAAUGAUCACUAUUCCAGCAUCUUCAGGGGCCUCACAGACGCGCAAACAUGGAUGCUCGUUUUCCUGCUUGACAUUGGUGAGGGAUAGAUCAUAUUUUUAAUAUAUAAUAAUCCUGCAAAUACAUAUCUGUAGAUAAAUGCUGGAGGAUUCUCGUGUCUUCUGUGUGAAAAUUAAAUAAGGCUCACCAGAGUUAACAAAGAAAUCACUGGAUGCUCAUUUUCCUGCUUGACAUUUGGGAGUCAUGGCUCAUAUUUUUAAUAUAUAACAAUGAUGCAAUAACGUGUACAUUUUUGUAGAUAAAUGCUGGAGAACUUUCAUGGCUUCUGUGUAAAAACUUAAAUAAUGCUCACAGAGGGAACAAAGAAAUCACUGAUUUAAAAUUGCUGGUGGUUGUUUAAUCCAAAUCUGUUGGUAGUUUUUACAUAAAAUAAACAAGAGUGAAGAGAAAACAAACUGCUGUAAAAUCAUGGGAUAGAAAUCCUUGAUUUUCUAGUUUUUGUCUAUAUUGACAGACAAUGGCAAAAUAAAGGUAUACCAAAGAAACCACUGCUGUUAAUACAUAUGAUGGAAAUCAUCAUUGGUAGGAAAGAAAAAACAGGAAACUUUAAAAAGUGAACACAUGGUCAAUUUCUAUGACCCCUCAGAAGUCACUGUUAAGUACUUAAGCAUCAAUGCUGUAAAAACAGAUUUUUCCCCCAAAUCUUGAUGUAUAUUCAUUAUCUAACCACUAAGGGCCAACAAAGACUAAGAUCUUGCUUCAUGGCAUGCCUUAAUGUGUCAUCCAAAAAAAGCAUUUUCCUAAAUAAAUUGUCCUUUUAUGGCUGAUUGUUUACCCUAAAAAAAAAAAGUUUUAUGGCAAAAAAUGCAUAACAUUAUUUAAACUUAUGUUCUUAUGUGACGUUUUCCUAAUAAAGCAUGAACUAGUUUAACGUUUUAUAAUAAGCCUACUGUUGCGCGCUGUAAAUCCUAAUGUGUGUGCGUGCGCCCGCAUAUAAAAAUUCCCUGACAUACUGUAUGCAGUAACUUGUAUUUUCCAAUUUUCAAAUAAAAUAAGAUCCCUA
Molecule: messenger RNA, 3372 nt
Organism: Syngnathoides biaculeatus (alligator pipefish)
Lineage: Eukaryota; Metazoa; Chordata; Actinopteri; Syngnathiformes; Syngnathidae
Gene: nf2a
Product: NF2, moesin-ezrin-radixin like (MERLIN) tumor suppressor a
Exons: 17
Coding region: 400-2196 (598 amino acids)
Biological process (GO): positive regulation of early endosome to late endosome transport; positive regulation of protein localization to early endosome; regulation of cell shape
Cellular component (GO): filopodium; plasma membrane; apical part of cell
Molecular function (GO): cell adhesion molecule binding; actin binding
Source: RefSeq, a predicted model, not a curated record